This is a messenger RNA of Pleuronectes platessa (European plaice), 1336 nucleotides long. Its product is annotated as gastrula zinc finger protein XlCGF49.1. The transcript is spliced from 2 exons. The coding region runs from base 1 to 735 and encodes 244 amino acids. Lineage: Eukaryota; Metazoa; Chordata; Actinopteri; Pleuronectiformes; Pleuronectidae. Gene Ontology annotation, cellular component: nucleus. The record is from RefSeq and is a predicted model, not a curated record.
AUGAGUUCAGAUUCUCUUCAGACUCAGCGAGCGGCUCGGAGACGCCGGCGGGGGGGGGGGGGGAAGCACUGCUGCCCCGUGUGCCGCCGCGACUGCUUCAAAGCCUCCGCGCUGCAGAAGCACCUGAGGAUUCACUCCGGCGAGCGCCCGUUCCACUGCCCCACCUGCAGGAAGAGCUUCACGCAGCAGGUCCACAUGACGGAGCACCUGAGGACUCACACCGGAGAGAAGCCCUACACCUGCACCGACUGCGGCAAGAGCUUCACCUUCUCCAGCGCUCUGCGCCGGCACCAGCGGCUGCACACUGAGGCCCGGCCGCACCAGUGCUCCGUCUGCCAGAAGACCUUCAAACAGCAGUGCUCGCUCAAGACCCACCUGCUGACCCACUCCGGAGUCCGGUACCAGUGUCCGCUCUGCAGCAAGAGCUUCAGCCGCGCCCUGGAGCUCACCUACCACGUGGACAUGCACUCGGACGCACAGCCCUACUUCUGUGACCUCUGCAAGAAGAACCUGAGCGGAGCCAGGAUCUACCGCAAGCACAUGAAGAAACACGAGUCACAGACGUCCCCACAGACGUCCCCACAGACGUCCCCACAGACGUCCCCACAGACGUCCCCACAGACGUCCCCACAGACGUCCCCACAGACGUCCCCACAGACGUCCCCACAGACGUCCCCACAGACGUCCUCAGGAGAAGGUGCAGAGGAAGCGGCCGGAGCCCCUGAGACUCUUUGAAUGAUGGAUCUGGUGUUUUCCAGGUUUGUGCCGGUUCCUCCUGAAGCCUGAGAACCGUUUUGUUUCUGAAAUACUAAAGUCUUAAUUUUCAAGGUGCUGGUUUGUAGCAAACACAAAGUUGAGCUGGAGCUGAUGUGAAGCUUCGGUUUGGAACUUGAGGUGGAUGAACUCUGUUGUGAACCUGGACCAGUCUGCAAAUAAACUGGUUUUACAUUUCUGUUACUGGUAAAUAAACCAGAGACCGAUCGUUCUGCAGUGACCUUUAAAUGUGUCGGUAGCUUUUCAUUUGCCUUCAUGCUAAGCUAGGCUAACGUUAUCCUGACUCAUCGAUCUACAGCUGGAAUCUGUUUCUAUUCUCCCGCUCUGAACUGCUCUCCUCUGAUUGGUCGAUAGUCUUUUCUACUGCAUUGCUUGUUUUUCCCACAGACUGUAAAUAAAGAUGGAAGUCAUGAGAACACAUAGAAGUGACACUAGACCACCUCCAUCGCCCCCUGGUGUCCGGCUGCAGUACAGGUCAUAAACCCUCCUCCUCCAUGUUAGCAGAUGGGACAUGGACCAAACAGGAAAACAAAGUAGAUGUUAAAUAAAUGUUUGUAAAGUA